GGUCAGCCAGCCUCGGCAGUUGGACCCGCAACCUCGGGCCGUGAUUCCAAAAAUAAGGUUAUAGCACCUCCCAACUAUAGUAUAAAUACGACUGGAGACCCCCGCUACGUUGCGUUGUGCAGAAUCCUUCUAGCGCCCGACCAUAACCACCAUAAUGUCCCCAGUAUCCUCACCACCUACCACGCCGACUCAAGCGCGCACUCUCGCCGAGCAUAUCUCUGUGGAACAGAUCGGCCCCAAUGUCUUCCAAUCGCGCUACAAGCCCGAAAAGAUGGGCAACGCCGCCAAUAUCGCCUACGGCGGGUGCGCCCUGGGCGUCGCCGUCAACGCAGCCUGCCAGACCGUCCCUUCCCAGUAUCUCCUCUACUCGGUAACAGGACAAUUCCUUGCCCCCGUAUCAACCGAACGGACACUCACCUGCUCCGUCCGCCGCCUCCGAGAUACCCGGACAUUUGCCACGCGACAGGUAGAGAUCACGCAGGCGCAGACCGACAAGACCACCAGACUAUGCAUGAUCAUCCUCGCAGACUUCCAGAAGGAGGGCGAGCGAGCCAUGCUCAGCUACUCCACCCCGCCGGACCGGACAUACUCCCCGCCAGAGGCCUGCCGUACCCCGCAGGAGAUCGGCACCGACAUGGUCAAGCGCGGGGUCCUCACCGAGGAGGCCUUCUCGCAGUAUACCACGCUCUUCAGCCUCAUCGCCCGCUUCUUCGAGACGCGACAGACGCCCGAAGGCGUGUCAGGGCAGAACUUCAACGGGAUGGCCAAGGCCCACCCCACCGGCCAGGACGCUUUGCCCCUGACGGCCCGAACCUCGGCGGACUGGCUCCGCGUCCGCCACCCGAUGCACCGCCGCUCGGAGGAGUACGCGGGCCUGGCGUUCGUGCUGGAUGCGUUCCUGAGCUUUCUCCCGCUCGCGCAUAGUGGGAUGUUUCUGGAUGAUGCGGGCGCCUGCGCGUCGUUGGACUUCUCGAUGCGGGUGUUCGCGGCGGAGUGGGGGUUGGAGAACUGGCAUCUGCGCGAGUUGAAGACGGUGGCUGGCGCGGAUGGGCGGACGUAUACGGAGGCCAGGAUGUGGGAUCGGGGCGGGCGGUUGGUCGCGAAUAUGACGCAGCAGUGUAUCUUGAGGCCGAAGAGGGAGCUUAAGGCGGUACUUUGAGGGGUGAGUGCAUUUUUGCUGCCGGGCUCAUGGGACGAUAGGAUGUAGGGGAAAGGCGGACAGUUGGAUGAACAUAGAAGAUAGAGGUGUUGGAUCUCCUAUCCAAGAGCUGCAGAUACAGAGAUUGGACAUAAACCACAGGCCUGAAUCAUUAUGUUUAUACCUUCUGCUGACGUGAUGGAUAUCUGUAGAUAGUCAGGCUGUUCUUUAGGCCAUGUCAAUUGACAUCGUGGGCUUAUACUAGGGUUGGAUCUAUCAACCCUGCCGAUUUACCACCACCGCGCAAGUCGUCCUGAUUGAGUUUCUAUUCGGC
Molecule: messenger RNA, 1472 nt
Organism: Aspergillus fijiensis CBS 313.89
Lineage: Eukaryota; Fungi; Ascomycota; Eurotiomycetes; Eurotiales; Aspergillaceae
Product: thioesterase family protein
Exons: 2
Coding region: 155-1159 (334 amino acids)
Biological process (GO): acyl-CoA metabolic process; fatty acid catabolic process
Cellular component (GO): peroxisomal matrix
Molecular function (GO): fatty acyl-CoA hydrolase activity
Source: RefSeq, a predicted model, not a curated record